CGGCUAUCGCACGUCGCACGCGCUAUAUAUACAUAAAAUCUUCAACGCACACCCCUCCCCUUACAUUUGAAAUAUCCGCCAGGCUGCCAGCGACAUCUGGCCAGAGACGCUAGAAGAAGAGCGCAGAAACGGGUGCCUUGGUCACGAUGAACAACGUCAGAGCAAUAGCAUCAACGGCGUCGAGAAGAAGCCUUGCGCCGAGAAUUGGACAAGUGGCAAGAAGAACAAGAACAUACGCGACCGAACGAGAAGCCCAAUCCGCGCCGGCACAUCCCCCGACUUCGCCACCAAACCCAUCUUAUGAUGCGCAACCCAAGGAACCGUCCAAGUCGGGUGCAUUCUACAAAUCCUUCGGGAGUCCCAUGCUCAAAUGCUUUCUCGGAGCCCUCUUCACGUACCAGAUCGCAUACUAUGGCUGGAUGAAACUCGAAGCCAUCGAGGAGAAACACGAACUAAGGAUGGAGAUAAGAGAUCUGCAACGGGAGCUCGGUGAUGCGCUGCGCCAGCAGAAGCUGGCAGCACAGGAGACCAUCGACGGGGCAGUGGAAGCGGUUGGAGAGGUCAGAGAUCGCGUAGUGGCGGGAGUUGGUGAGGUGGCUGACAGUGUGAAGGAGGGCGCUGAGGAGGCGACGAAAGCCACAGAUGCGGUCAGGAGGGUCGCGAAGGGAGGCUGGUGGCCUUGAUGAUGGGCGAGGAACAUGUACGAUUGAGUCCGUGUACAGUGCCUGUCUGCAUAGACGCAGUACAGACCCACGAAGAUACCCCCAGCAAAACAAAACGAUACGCACUAUCAUCGUCCGUCACCUUUCUUACGAUGCAAAGAGAUAGGCCCAUGCUACUACUCCUCUUCAUCGUCAAUAGGCCAAAAAAACGAGGUCGAACCCGGAAUCGAACUGGGAUUUCCAGAAUCAGAAUCUGAAGUGCUGACCAUUACACCAUUCAACCAAUUCAUUGUUUGUGGCGUGUCGAGCUCCAUGUGAAGCUAUAUGAAGCCAAAUUGCGGGAGUCGUGAUACGUUUUUGGUGAGCAUUUGGCUAUUGGGCUUGUGCGGUUCAGCGAUCGACGGUGGGGCAUCGUGCGGGGCACGUUUUGCGUCAACAUCGGGGCGGCUUAUGUGUAGACUCAACGACUAUCA
Messenger RNA from Dothidotthia symphoricarpi CBS 119687, 1135 nucleotides. RefSeq lists its product as uncharacterized. Lineage: Eukaryota; Fungi; Ascomycota; Dothideomycetes; Pleosporales; Dothidotthiaceae. The transcript has 2 exons. Bases 147 to 683 code for a protein of 178 amino acids. The record is from RefSeq and is a predicted model, not a curated record.